AUGGGUGCCUAUCCGGGCCUUGCUCAGAAUCACCAAAAUCUCACUUUGUCAUCUCCAUAUUUUCUCAAAUUUCUCCAUGUUUCUUUGCAAUUGUCGACUUCACCCAUGUUGUGUUUUCCUUACUGUCGUGUGCAGUUUAUCCUCUCGAUGUGGCUACCUGCAUCGCAUCUCGGUUAUGCUCCUCUCUUUAUGGAUAAAAUCCAUGAAAGGCGUCGUCCAUCAUCGAUUGAAGCUUUAGCUCAGGUCCCAGAUAUUUCAUGUUGGCUAGGUCAAGCUUCUUCCGACCAGAUUCACCAUUAG
Molecule: messenger RNA, 300 nt
Organism: Arabis nemorensis
Lineage: Eukaryota; Viridiplantae; Streptophyta; Magnoliopsida; Brassicales; Brassicaceae
Source: the annotation of a GenBank genome assembly